Durusdinium trenchii is the source of this 936-nucleotide messenger RNA. The record is from the annotation of a GenBank genome assembly. Lineage: Eukaryota; Dinophyceae; Suessiales; Symbiodiniaceae.
AUGCUCUUUGACGGGUUUGGAGCCUCGUUCGGCCGCCAGGAUCUCGGGAUGUGUUUCCCAUUUGUACGUCACAUGCGGGACCAGUUCAAGAUGAACGUCCUUGCAGUGGAGUAUCCAGGCUACGGGCUGCUUCAUGGCAUCUCCCGGUCCUCGGAAGCAGCUCUGAAAGAGGUGACCCUCACGGCAUUCCGCUUCAUUCUGGAUGAAUUGAAGGUUGCGUAUGAGCAGAUCAUCCUCUUCGGUCGAUCCGUGGGCUCCGGUCCGACCGUGUACUUGGCCAGUAGGUUCCCUGUGGGGGGCCUCAUCCUGGUGGCGGCCUUUGCUUCAGUGCGAGAGGCCGCCAAGAGUUUGGUGGGACCCUUCGUGGCCAAUGUUUUAGAAGAGCGAUUUCCCAACAUCGCGUUGAUAGGUAAUGUGUCGUGUCCAACUCUCUUCAUUCACGGCGAGAAGGAUAGCUUGGUGCCGCCCUCCCAUUCGGUGGCCCUCUUCAAGCAGUGCCGGGCGAGGAAGCUCUUGAUCACGCCCCCAGGCAUGGAGCACAACACCAACUUGUUCACCGACGCCCAGUACUUGGCGGUGCCAGCCAUCAACUUUUUUGGCCUCCCCGGCUACCAGCAGGAGUCGCCUCCACAGAUGCCCAGCCGGUACUUUGAGGAUGGCCGGCAGGCGUUCUUAUUGCGGAAGGCUUCCCGCAGGGGCAGUGAUGAUGGCCAUAGCCCAUGGUUUUACUUCUGCGGCUGUCCCACUUCACGAGCAAGGCGGGAAGAUGCGGCGGACCGACCACAGUGCGAAUGGGAGCCCAGCGAACGUGCUGGUGUUUCAGAGGAUCAAGCAUCUGCCAGGAAGAGUGAGCUUGGUCAUUGGCCGGACAGCCCUCGCGAGCGCUGGAAGGAAGCUCAGGAGUUUCGAGAGGAAGAGAUUGAUGAGACUGAAUGA